GUCAUGGCCUGGUGAUGUUAUGUUGACAUGAAGCUCACACAUCCUGAUUCUGUAUGUUGACUGCUAUCAAUCUGCUAGUUUUCUUCCUGCAAGUAUUAACAGAAGAAUGCAAAGGAGCGGCUCUGUUCACCACAAACACCAAGGAACAGUUCACCACAAACACCACCACACGGUUCACCACAAACACCACACAGAUCAACAAAAACACCACACCGGUCAACAAAAACAUCAACAUUCAGAUCAACAACAAGGUCAAGGAACAGUUCACCACAAACACAACGGAACAAUUCACCAUCAACACCACCACACAAUUCACCACAGACACCACACAGUCGAACACAAACCCCAGGCAGGGCAACAAAAACACCACACGGUUGAACAAAAACCCCAACAUAAAGUUCAACAAAAAGCGCAGAGCAGUGGCUCUGUUCACCACCAACACCACCACACAAUUCACCACAAACACCACACAGUUCAACAAAAAAAUCACGCCACAGCUGAGCAAAAACACCACACAGUUCAACAAAAUAACCAGGAGACGGUUCAACACAAGCACCACGGAACAGUUCACCACAAACACCACCACACGGUCCGGGCGCCACAGACGGUGGGACGAGGAGGCUUACGAUGACUACAGCGAGGGAGAAAUUGAUUACAAAGACGAGUCAGAAGAAGAAUCACGAAUCAAGAAGUUGUUGUUGAACUGGGAGAAGCUUGCACUUAAGUUCAUCUUUGCGAUCUCCUUCAUCGUGAUGAUUGUCUGCUGCAUUGUCAACUGGCUGAUGAAGUGGGUCAAGAACAUCUACAGAUCCUGUGCCGUCUGCUUCAAACUCUGCGCCGCCUCCUGCUGCUCUUGUUGCUUAGAGGGCGACGCAAACUACCAGAGAGCCAAGAUGUUUGCAGAACGGUUUGGACUGAAACUGUCGUACGAGAAUUAUAAACAACUGAUGGAUACUGCAAAGAAGGGAGCGGAGCAGGCGGCCCAGUCCCAAAUGCAGUCAAUGUGACGUCACAAUAUGGUGUUUCGACCAGUUUAAUUUGAAGCAGAAAACACAACUUUCAUAUACAUUGUAUAUAUUAAUUAUGUUACACUACAUAAAGAUUAUGACUUCUCUGUUAAUUGGUGGAGGAAUAAAAACGAAUUUAUGAUGUGGAGGAAAAAGCGGAUAAAAAGCGAACUUGGACAACCUGAAUGCUCGGUUUAGUGCCUUUUCAAAAUAUUAAUGUCCAGCGUUAUCUGAAAUAUGAAAAAAAAAAUAAAAAUGCUCGCAUUGACCAAUCAAAGAGGUAUUAUGGAGGUUGCAGAGUUUUAUUAUGAAUAAAUAAUUAAUAUUCUAUAUCGCCGUGUAUGAAUUUUUUGUCGAUUUGUGUACUUCCACGAAUUUCUCCCUUUCUUCAUGAACCACGAAGUGUUUACAAGAUAUGGGAAACCUUGGGAUAAAAAAAAAAUCAACAUAAAAUCAAAUAUUAUAAGAAAUUAAACAGCUUUCGAAAUAAUAAUUUGAUGUUCAAAUUCUGAUAUUCAGUUUAUCAAAUCACU
This is a messenger RNA of Magallana angulata, 1540 nucleotides long. RefSeq lists its product as uncharacterized. The record is from RefSeq and is a predicted model, not a curated record. The coding region runs from base 54 to 1007 and encodes 317 amino acids. Lineage: Eukaryota; Metazoa; Mollusca; Bivalvia; Ostreida; Ostreidae. The transcript has 4 exons.